UAGGUUGCUGUCUGAGGCUCUGCUGACUGACAGACCUGUCGACCAAUCACAGCGCGGCUCUGCUGCUCUGCCGCGCUGUGAUUGGUCGCUGCGGUGCCAGGGGGCGGGGCUGUGAGAUUACAGCAGCAUCUCUCUCUGCGGAUGCAGCAUCACAUCUGGACGCAUCUGCAUCUGGAGCUGCUCUGCUGCUCUGAACGGAGACCAGACCAGAACCAGACCUCCAGACCUCCAGACCUCCUCUCCUCUCCGAGCAGCGACGGUCCGGGUUCCGCUGCCUGUCCCCGGUGCCGCUCCUCCGGUCUGAUCCGGUCCUGUUCUCCGGUACCGGGACUAACGGACCUGCUGCUGGUAGCAACACGGAGCGACCCGGGAGGGGGGUGAUGGACUGAACGGAUCCGCAGCUGAGGGUUGAGGCCCGGAUGAGCUGCGACACAUCCGGACCGGCUGCGUCUGGUCCCGGUUCUGGUUCUGGUCCAGAGACUGAAGAGGAUUUCACACAUUGAUCAGUGUUUUAGUUCUGGUUCUGGUCCAGUCUCUGGUACUAGUCCUGGUCUGGAUUAGAGCCCAUCAGGAUCAUCAUAAUCCGGGUUCUACUGAGCUGGAUUUAACUCUGAGAUCUGAUCUGGAUUACUCUGCUCCUGGACCUGAUCGGGUCACAUCUGACCCGGUCUGAACCGGUCCCGGUCCUGGUGUGAUCCUGGUCCUGGUCCUGGUCCUGGUCCUGGUCCUGGUCCUGGUCCUGGUCCUGGUCCUGGUCUCUGCUGUCGCCAUGCCGACGUCCCGGCCCGGUUCUGCUCCGGUGGAGUUCUGGGUGGACGGGUCCAGGAGGGACGGGUCCGUGGAGGAGGUCUACACCCUGAGCUCGGAGCUGGGCAGAGGAGCGACGUCCAUCGUGUAUCGCUGUGAGGAGAAACAGACUCAGAAACCCUACGCCCUCAAAGUCCUCAAGAAAACGAUUGACAAGAAAAUAGUUCGUACAGAAAUCGGCGUCCUGCUGCGUCUCUCCCACCCCAACAUUAUUCAGCUGAAGGAGAUCUUUGAGACGGACACUGACAUCGCUCUGGUUCUGGAGCUGGUGACGGGAGGAGAGCUGUUCGACAGGAUCGUGGAGCGAGGCUACUACAGCGAGAGAGACGCCGCGCACGUCAUCAAACAGAUCCUGGAGGCUGUGGCGUAUCUGCAUGAGAACGGCGUCGUGCAUCGUGACCUCAAACCAGAGAACCUCCUGUACGCCGACCUGUCGCUGGACGCUCCGCUGAAGAUCGCCGACUUCGGUCUGUCGAAAAUCAUCGAUGACCAGGUGACCAUGAAGACCGUCUGUGGUACACCGGGCUACUGUGCUCCAGAGAUCCUGCGGGGAAACGCUUACGGCCCCGAGGUGGACAUGUGGUCGGUGGGCGUCAUCCUCUACAUCCUACUCUGUGGGUUCGAGCCCUUCUUCGACCCGCGGGGGGAUCAGUACAUGUACAGUCGGAUCCUCAACUGCGACUACGAGUUUGUGUCUCCGUGGUGGGACGACGUCUCCCUCAACGCCAAGGAUCUGGUCAGUAAGCUGAUCGUCCUCGACCCUCACAAGCGCCUCAGCGUCCAGGAGGCCCUGCAGCACCCGUGGGUGCUCGGCAAGGCCGCCCGCUUCUCCCACAUGGACACCGCCCAGAGGAAACUACAGGAGUUCAACGCUCGCCGCAAACUUAAAGCUGCCAUGAAGGCCGUCGUGGCGACCAGUCGGAUGCACGAGGGUUCGAGGCGUCGCACCGACAGCUGUGAGAUGCCGGGCUCGGGGGGUUCCAGGCAGAGCAGCAUGCAGCAGGACCCGCCUCCUCCGUCAACAAGCCCCGCCCCCGCAGACGACGAAGCCCCGUCCCCGGGUCAGCCGCCGCCGCCGCCGCACGAAGACGAAUCAAAGCCCGCCGACCAAAGUGCCCUCAGCCCCUCCCCUCCACGCAGCCCCAAACCACCCGGCUCCGAUGUCACGCCCACAGGCUCCGCCCCCAUCAGACCGCCGCUGCGGGCCGACGGACUACGACAGGCGUCCAUCGUCCCCAAAACCAUACCGGUCCAGCCGCGACUGCCGCAGAAGAGCUACUCCAUGAUAGAGCCCGCCGCCUACAGGGUCGAGGCCACGCCCACGUUGGCCACGCCUCCGAGUCCCAACAGCCUCAGCAACGGCUUCACGCCGGGGGCGGAGCCCGCCAGUAAGACCGCUCACUGCCAGUGAUCAGCUGACAAACAGAGCGGAGACGCUUCGGUUUCUCACGGCCACUAAAACAUCGAGGUUCAUCCGUCCGUCUUUACAAACAUCUGCAGUCAUUUUAGCAUCCGGAGCUAACGUUUACCAUUAACCUCCAUGUCUGUAGCUCUGCGGCUACGCUGACAUGCUAACGGCUACGUGCUAACCGAGGCCGUUCGGUGUCGGUGCAGCCGGACGGUUGUUCUGGUUUCACUGCUGGAGGAUUCAGGACAUGAAAAACUAAAAGCAUCUGUUCCACAUCUGGACCGACGAGGGAAUAAACUCUGCUCCUGUUGCCGUGGUAACAACAACAACUAAACACAAAAUGAAAGGGUGUGUCUCUCGCGGUGUUUGGUGGCUCUUCUUACCACGGUAACCGUAGUAACAGAUGAAUCAGCAUGUUUGAGACCAAAAUGAAAGCGUUGCAUCGGACUCACCUAAUCUGGAUCUGGAUCAGUUCUGAUGACGUCCGAUCACAUUCACACCUGGUGGUCAAGGAUGAUUACAACGGGACGUAGGAGACGACGACGGGACGUAGGAGACAACGACGGGACGAAGGAGACGACGACGGGACGUAGGAGACGACGACGGGACGUAGGAGACGACGACGGGACGUAGGAGACGACGACGGGACCUAGGAGACGACGGGACGUAGGACACGACGGCGGGACGUAGGAGACGACGGCGGGACGUAGGAGACGACGACGGGACGUAGGAGACGACGACGGGACCUAGGAGACGACGACGGGACCUAGGAGACGACGACGGGAUGUAGGAGACGACGACGGGACCUAGGAGACGACGGGACGUAGGAGACGACGACGGGACGAAGGAGACAACGACGGGACGUAGGAGACGACGACGGGACCUAGUAGACGACGGGACGUAGGACACGACGACGGGAUGUAGGAGACGACGGCAGGACGUAGGAGACGACGACGGGAUGUAGGAGACGACGACGGGACCUAGGAGACGACGGGACGUAGGAGACGACGACGGGACGAAGGAGACGACGACGGGACGUAGGAGACGACGACGGGACGAAGGAGACGACGACGGGACGUAGGAGACGACGACUGGACGUAGGACACGACGACGGGACGUAGGACACGACGACGGGACGUAGGAAACGAAGACGGGACGUAGGAAACGACAACGGGACGUAGGAGACGACGACGGGACGUAGGAGACGACGACGGGACGUAGGUGACGACAACGGGACGUAGGAGACGACGACGGGACGUACCAGACGACGACGGGACGUACCAGACGACGACGGGACGUACCAGACGACGACGGGACGUAGGAGACGACGACGGGACGUAGGAGACGAAGACGGGACGUAGGAAACGACAACGGGACGUAGGAGACGACGACGGGACGUAAGAGACGACGACGGGACGUAGGUGACGACGACGGGACGUAGGAGACGACGACGGGACGUAGGAGACGACGACGGGACGUACCAGACGACGACGGGAUGUAGGUGACAAUGACUGAAUGUGGGUGACUACAACAAGACAUAUGACAACAGCACGUAUGACAACAGGACAUAGGUGACGACAGGAUGGGACGAUGACGGGACGUAGGUGAUGAUAGGACCUAGGAGACGACGACGGGACGUAAGAGACGACGACGGGACGUAGGAGACGACGACGGGACGUAGGAGACGACGACGGGACGUAGGAGACGACGACGGGACGUAGGAGAAGACGACGGGACGUACCAGACGACGACGGGACGUACCAGACGACGACGGGACGUAGGUGACAAUGACUGGACGUGGGUGACUACAACAAGACAUAUGACAACAGCACGUAUGACAACAGGACAUAGGUGACGACAGGACGGGACGAUGACGGGACGUAGGUGAUGAUGGGACCUAGGAGACGACGACGGGACGUGGGUGACUACAACAGGACGUAAGACAACAGGACGUAGGAGACGACGACGGGCCGUAGGUGAUGACAGGACGUAGGUGACGACGUCGGGACGUAGGUGACGACGUCGGGACGUAGGUGACGAUGACUGGACGUGGGUGACUACAACAGGACGUAUGACAACAGGACGUAGGGGACGAUGAUGGGACAAUGACGGGACGUAGGUGAUAACAGGACAGGACGACGACGGGACGUAGGUGAUGACAGGACGUAGGUGACGAUGAUGGGACAAUGACGGGACGUAGGUGCCACGUCUCCUCCAAUCAGGAAGUGAGUCCAGAUGAGGGCUUCGGAUCGGUCCGUCCACGGAGACGAGCUUCAUUUUGGUCCCAAACUUCCAGUUUAACUCUGAGAACAGACCUGAGAUCAGUUUGGUCGCUAGUUUACCGUCACUGAUGGUGAGAUGUUCAGAUGGAGUCAGGAUGGGGUUAGCCUAGCUUAGCAUAAAGACUGGAAACAGGGGAGCUGUGAUUCUUAAAUUUCAGAGUGUUCCUGAACAUCUCACUGUCAAACGUUCUGAUUUGGGACAAAUGGAGACUCUUCUUCUUCUACUUCUACUUCUUCUUCUUCUUCUUCUUCUUCUUCUUCUUCUUCUUCUUCUUCUUCUUCUACUUAUACUUAU
Molecule: messenger RNA, 4792 nt
Organism: Sebastes umbrosus (honeycomb rockfish)
Lineage: Eukaryota; Metazoa; Chordata; Actinopteri; Perciformes; Sebastidae
Product: calcium/calmodulin-dependent protein kinase type IV
Exons: 11
Coding region: 770-2218 (482 amino acids)
Biological process (GO): protein phosphorylation
Molecular function (GO): calmodulin binding; calcium/calmodulin-dependent protein kinase activity; ATP binding
Source: RefSeq, a predicted model, not a curated record